AUGCGCCUUCCCUACGCCCCCAAUACCCCACCAAGCGAUGCCCCGGCUGAUACAGCCGACAUUUACGCCCGCAUCGCCGAACGUCGCAAUCCCCGCCCUCUUAUCCCGUUGGAUCUAUCCUUGCUCCAUAGCCCACCCGUGGCGGAUGGCUGGAAUAGCUUCAUUGGCGCCAUCCGUACCCGUACCAUCGUCGACCCGGGAACCCUCGAAUUGGCUGUGUGCCGAGUCGCUGUGUUGACCGACGCCAUAUACGAAUGGAACGCCCAUGCGCCACUUGCACUCAAGGGUGGUAUUAAACCCGAGGAGCUUCAUGCUUGCCGCACGCUCCCAUCGACCGUGGAUGGCGAUCUCGUUCAAUUCGAGAGCAGCCCCCUCACCCCACAACAGAGAGCCGUUUUACGUUAUACCGACCAGAUGACUUUAACAGUCAAGGUUCAGGAUGAAGUUUUCGCACAGCUCCAGACUGUGGGGUAUAAUGAUCGGGAGAUUGUGGAGCUGACCACCGGGAUUGCUGGAUAUAACUGUGUGAGUCGGGUUUUGGUGGCCCUCGACGUGGGGGAAAACAAUGAUCGCGAGAUGAAGAGCGUUGAUCAAUUAGUUGCCGAGCUGAAGUGA
Messenger RNA from Penicillium verhagenii, 615 nucleotides. Its product is annotated as carboxymuconolactone decarboxylase family protein. The coding region runs from base 1 to 615 and encodes 204 amino acids. The record is from RefSeq and is a predicted model, not a curated record. The transcript has a single exon. NCBI's taxonomy places the organism in Eukaryota, Fungi, Ascomycota, Eurotiomycetes, Eurotiales, Aspergillaceae. Gene Ontology annotation, molecular function: peroxiredoxin activity.